Molecule: messenger RNA, 939 nt
Organism: Pan troglodytes (chimpanzee)
Lineage: Eukaryota; Metazoa; Chordata; Mammalia; Primates; Hominidae
Product: olfactory receptor 6K3-like
Exons: 2
Coding region: 1-939 (312 amino acids)
Biological process (GO): G protein-coupled receptor signaling pathway
Cellular component (GO): membrane
Molecular function (GO): G protein-coupled receptor activity; olfactory receptor activity
Source: RefSeq, a predicted model, not a curated record
AUGAGCUGUGUCUUUCUAUCCAUAGCUGUUAAGGUUGCUGAGACCAUGUUUGAAGAUGGUAGCCUCCUCUUCUUCAUUCCAUUGUUUGUUAUCUACAUAUUCAUUGUCAUUGGGAAUCUUAUUGUAUUUUUUGCAGUCAGGGUGGAUACCCGUCUCCACAACCCCAUGUAUAAUUUUAUCAGCAUUUUCUCAUUUCUGGAGAUCUGGUACACAACUGCCACAAUUCCUAAGAUGCUCUCCAUCCUCAUCAGCAGGCAGAGGACCAUCUCCAUGAUUGGCUGCCUCUUGCAGAUGUACUUCUUCCAUUCACUGGGAAAUUCAGAGGGGAUUUUGUUGACCACCAUGGCCAUUGAUAGGUACGUUGCCAUCUGUAACCCUCUCCGCUACCCAACCAUCAUGACCUCCAGGCUCUGUGUUCAGCUCUCUGCGGGGUCCUGCAUCUUUGGCUUUCUUGUGUUGCUCCCAGAGAUUGCAUGGAUUUCCACACUGCCCUUCUGUGGACCCAACCAAAUCCACCAGAUCUUCUGUGAUUUUGAACCUGUGCUGCGCUUGGCCUGUACAGACACGUCCAUGAUUCUGAUUGAGGAUGUGAUCCAUGCUGUGGCCAUUGUAUUCUCUGUCCUGAUUAUUGCCCUUUCUUAUAUCAGAAUCAUCACUGUAAUCCUGAGGAUUCCCUCUGUUGAAGGCCGCCAGAAGGCCUUUUCUACCUGUGCCGCCCAUCUUGGUGUCUUUCUGAUGUUCUAUGGCAGUGUAUCCCUCAUGUACCUGCGUUUCUCUGCCACUUUCCCACCGAUUUUGGACACAGCUAUUGCACUGAUGUUUGCAGUUCUUGCUCCCUUUUUCAACCCUAUCAUCUAUAGCUUUAGAAAUGAAGACAUGAAGAUUGCAAUUAAAAAGCUCUUCUGCCCUCAGAAGAUGGUUAAUUUAUCUGUAGAUUAA